This is a messenger RNA of Opisthorchis viverrini, 282 nucleotides long. RefSeq lists its product as hypothetical. The record is from RefSeq and is a predicted model, not a curated record. The transcript is spliced from 2 exons. Bases 1 to 282 code for a protein of 93 amino acids. NCBI's taxonomy places the organism in Eukaryota, Metazoa, Platyhelminthes, Trematoda, Opisthorchiida, Opisthorchiidae.
AUGCGCAGCUACCUACCCCACCUCCCCAAAUCAUCGGUGAACGAAACUGUGGCAGCUACAACCACUGUACGACGAGUCAGUGGAUCCUACAAAGAUGGAGGAGUAUCGGUCAUUGUUAGGCGGAACUCCACACGGAUCCCUCCUUGCUGCCCGCAGUCAGGUGCUGUUACGGCCGAGAAGCCCAUCCCACGCAUAAUUGGCCAAGAAUUCGGGACGCUUGCCGGUCCGGCAUCAAGACGAGAUCUGACUGGUCGAAAGUCUGGACCCAACAGUCAAUCAUGA